GGAAGGAGGUCUCAUUUUCCGCCGAGCACGACAUGGAGAGAAAGUGACAGAUUUGACUUUGUCUCCAAGCAGCUCCCCUUCGAAGGCGCAGCGGUUUGCUGUCGGGAUCGCGAUAAACAGAAAGCGAACAGAGCUGCUCUGUGUCCGGCUCGAGGAGAGAUUCAGGGGAAGUUUUCAGAGACAUUGCCGGGCGGUAGCGAGCGGAGGUCUGCUGCUGAUUCGCAUAGGGAGAAAGCGGGGAAAACAGACGGCUUGGUUGCGCGUAUUUUAAUGAAAUACUGCAGCUGUCGGACACACGCCUGCAAUCCCUACCUUUCCCGAGGUAGAUGCGUUUGACUUUAAGAUGCGGAGCGACCCCAUACUGUUCGCCUCGAGGGCGAUGGAGGAGUUGUUGGCAGAGUUGCGGGUCUUUCUGGAGUUGUUGGACAGAGAAUAUUUAACUGCUGGGGUAAGAGAGAAGAAACAGCAAAUAUUAAACAUCCUGCACAGAGUUCUAGCCACUAGAGAGCCCUCAUGUAAGACAGAGAUACACACCUCUCUCCCGGCCCCUCCUCAGAUGCCCCUACCAGAGAUUCCUCACCCCUGGAUGCCUCCAGACAACGGGCCUCCUCCCUUGCCGAGCUCCUCUCUUCCUGAAGGUUAUUAUGAGGAAGCCGUUCCGCUGGGCCCUGGGAAAGCACCAGAGUACAUCACCUCUAAUUAUGACUCGGAUGCCAUGAGUAGUUCAUAUGAGUCAUACGAUGAGGAAGAGGAGGAUGGGAAGGGGCAGAAGAUGCAUCACCAGUGGCCAUCUGAGGAGGCCUCCAUGGACCUGGUGAAAGACGCACGUAUCUGUGCAUUCCUGUUGCGAAAGAAACGCUUUGGACAAUGGACCAAACUGCUCUGUGUCAUAAAGGACAACAAACUGUUGUGCUACAAGUCUUCCAAAGACCAGACUCCACAGAUGGAGCUCCUCCUGUCUGGCUGCAGCAUCACACACAUUCCCAAAGACGGCAAGAAAAAGAAGCAUGAACUGAAGAUCGUCCAUCAGGGAGCUGAUGCUCUGGUGCUUGCCGUACAGAGCAAAGAACAGGCCGAAGAGUGGCUAAAGGUGAUGAAGGAAGUCUGCUCUAAUGGAAAUGGAGUGGUGGACUGUGAAGGAGCUGGUUCUGGUUCCCCAGUUCACAAAGCAGAGCUGGAAAAGAAGCUGUCCUGCGAUCGACCCAGUUCAGAUGGAGAGCCCUGUCAUGAAAAUGGCAUCUCAGAUGGCAAAGAUCCAGCCAAAGGCAAGAAGAACUCUAAAUCAGAGCAGAAAGGCACGGUGGGACGUGUGACUGGAAAGAAAAUCACUAAAAUCAUAAGCCUGGGCAAGAAAAAACCAUCUACAGAUGAACAGACCUCAUCGGCGGAGGAGGAUGUCCCAACAUGUGGCUAUCUGAAUGUGCUGUCCAAUAAUCGCUGGAGAGAGCGCUGGUGCCAGCUAAAAGACAACCAACUGUUGCUGCACAAGGACCGGGCAGAUCUGAAGACACACAUGGCCUCUCUGCCGCUGCGGGGGUGUGAGGUCAUUCCAGGGCUGGACUCCAAACAUCCCUUUGCCUUCCGUCUGCUGCGCAACGGACAGGAGGUGGCUGUUCUGGAGGCCUCCUCCUCUGAGAAUAUGGGAAGGUGGCUGGGGGUCUUGCUGGCCGAAACGGGCUCCACAACAGAUCCUGCUGCACUGCACUACGAUUACAUUGACGUCGAAACCACUGCUAAUGUCAUUCAACUGGCCAAGCAGUCAUUUUGCUCAUACGUGUUUCUUUCAUCCAAUCAGCUGAAGGGAAAGAAAGGCCUGCUCACCAAUGGGUUCGCUGCAAAGCAGAAGUUGGACAAGAACCAGCCCAAAAAGGCCAAUGGAAUUAGCAGAACUCUUCCAGUGAAACACAACAACUCUAGUGUGGACCAGUAUAAGUACGGGAAAAACAGAGUGGAGGCAGAUGCCAAGAAACUCCAAGCUAAAGAUGAGGAGCUGAUGAAGAGGAAGCAGGAAAUUCGAAACCGCCUGGCCCAGCUGAAAAAAGACAGGAAGGACCUCCGCACUGCUAUAGAGAACAACACAGGUAAGCGUUCUCAGGCAUCUUUGACAGAGAGACUUAAGAAAGUGGAGGAUGAAUGCAAACUAAAAGAGGAGGAACGAGUCAAUCUGGAACUGGAGCUGACAGAGGUGAAGGAGAGUCUGAAGAAAGCCUUGAAUGGAGGCGUCACCCUGGGCCUGACCAUUGAACCCAAAACGGGCAGCUCCAGCCCACAGUCUCCAGUGUUAAUGAGGCGAACGGUGGACAACUCGCCCAUUUCCAGCUGUGACACCAGUGACACUGAGACCUGCUCUCUGCCAGUCAACAGUGCAUCUCUGCUGCGGCGUCAGACACAACAGAAAGCCUCAUCUGUGCGAGGACACGUCCUCAGGAAAGCCAAGGAAUGGGAGAUGAAGUCUGGCACAUAAGUUCUUUUCCACCAACUUUUCACUUUCAUUGUGUCUAUUUAUUUAAUUUUGUCCAUGUAUGAGUGAUGUUGAAAUUGAAUUUACUGAACCAUAGACACACUAUUUUCCAGAAUUAAUUCUGGAAGAUCUUGACUGAGUCCGGUGCCCGGUGCUGUUUUAUCAUUAUUCAUUAUAGCACUAUCCUUGGGUCAUGAUCUGACUAUAAAAUGACUAACAAAUUAGGAAAAAAUACUCAAACUCAAAAUAGAGACCAAAUAGAGGCCAACAGUAAUGCCACAAUACCAAAUGUACAGUAUAUAUAGUACCGUUCAAGAUUUUGGGGUCAGUACAUUUUUUUUUUUUU
Sinocyclocheilus grahami is the source of this 2807-nucleotide messenger RNA. Its product is annotated as actin filament-associated protein 1-like. Gene Ontology annotation, cellular component: cytosol. Bases 344 to 2464 code for a protein of 706 amino acids. The transcript is spliced from 16 exons. Gene Ontology annotation, molecular function: SH3 domain binding; SH2 domain binding. The record is from RefSeq and is a predicted model, not a curated record. NCBI's taxonomy places the organism in Eukaryota, Metazoa, Chordata, Actinopteri, Cypriniformes, Cyprinidae.